GCACACGGACUACAACCAGAGAAGUUGUGACAUUUUAAGAGACAGCAUAGCCAUUUCUCAUUAUCUUUGACAAAACCAUCUUAUUACGGAGUAACACUAGUGGCUAUGUGCUAGAUUCGUGCUAAAGCUUUACCAGCAUUGCCAUUCAAUUUGGGAUUGAAAUCAGUGUUUACAGUCGUGUUUUGAGAAACAGCAUUGCUUGUUUGCAUUUAUAUCACAGGUUGUCUCUGUCAUGCAUGCAGCCGGGCCUCUAGCCUGCGCUUUGUACACCCCUGGCCCCUGAGCCAGUGUGUUUCCAGUAGGUGGAGGCUCUUCCUCUGUCUAGGCUCUGUUUCUCCCCACUGCCCCCAUCAGCCCCAGAGUUACCUAUGUUAACCCUCUUGAGCAUGUUUUACUAUAUCUGUCUGCGGCGACGCUCCAGGAGUGGGACUCGAGGCGAGGCUCUGACCAGUCGGCGGGCUGUGGAGUCCGGCCAGCGGGCGGUGUUGCCUGUCAGUGUGGAAGUGGAGCAGUAUGCAAAGGAGGUUCUGGACUUUAGCUCCCACUAUGGCAGUGAGAAUAGCAUGUCCUACACCAUGUGGAACCUGGCUGGAGUACCCAACGUCUACCCCAGCUCAGGGGACUUCACCCAAACGGCUGUAUUCAGAGCUUAUGGGACAUGGUGGGAACAAUGUGCCAGUGCUCCGCCACCUUUCCGCCGCACCCCCAAAGGCUUCUACAGCCAGGAUUAUAUUGAACUGGGCUUUGAGGAGCCUGUCUACCCUACAGCAGUGGAAGUGCUUGAGACUUAUUACCCUGGAGCCAUCGUCCAGAUUCUGGCCUGCUCUCACAACCCCUUCUCUCAGAACCCACCGACUGAUGUCAGGUGGGAGGUGCUGUGGUCAGGGGAGCCCACCAAGGUGCUGACACCCCAGGCACGCCAGUUUUCCCCUAACAUCAAGCAUAUCAACUUCCCCACCAACCUGCUGCGUCUGGAGGUCAACAGCUCUCUGCUGGACUACUACACCGAGCUGGACGCUGUUAUCCUCCGCGGGGUAAAAGAGAGGCCCAUGCUGGCCCUCUAUAAGAUGCCCAUCAUCGAUAUUAGCGACCUGAGUGAUAGCGAGGAGGAGCUGUCUGAUGUGGGAGGUCCCUUCAGACAUGGCGGAGACGGCAAGCACCAGAGGACAGGCAAUGGCUACUUUGACAAACUGCCCUAUGAGCUCAUCCAGCUGAUACUGAGCCACCUGACCCUGCCAGACCUCAGCCGUCUGGCCCAGAGCUGCAAGCUGCUGCACCAGCACUGCUGCGACCCGCUGCAGUACACCCAGCUGAGUCUGCAGCCCUACUGGGACCGGCUGAGUGACGCCUCCCUGGGACACCUGCAGAGCCGCUGCACCCUCCUCCAGAGGCUCAACCUGUCCUGGACCGGCAGCCGCGGAGCUCUCACACUGACCGGCUUCAGCAGCUUCAUGAAGGCCUGUGGUCUCAGCCUGGUCUGCCUGGAGCUGUCGUGCUGCCACUUCCUGAAUGAGGCCUGUCUGGAGGUCAUCUCUCAGACUUGUCCUGGGCUGCAAGAACUCAACCUGUCCUCCUGCGACCGCCUCCACCCGCAGGCCUUCGCACACAUCUCCAAGCUAACAUGCCUCCGCAGGCUGGUGCUCUACCGGACUAAGAUAGAGCAAACAGCUAUUCUGAGCAUCCUGACUUUCUGCAUAGAGCUGAGACACCUCAACCUAGGGAGCUGUGUGCGGAUUGAGGACUAUGAUGUUGUGGCCAGUAUGCUUGCUGCUCGCUGUCGCUCACUCUGCUCGCUGGACCUGUGGCGCUGCAGAAACCUGACUGAUCGAGGCCUAACCGAGCUUGUUUCUGGCUGCAGGAUGCUGGAGGAGUUGGACCUGGGCUGGUGUCCCACACUGCAGAGCAGCACCGGAUGUUUCCAGCACCUCGCCCGCAACCUGCCUCGCUUGCGCAAACUCUUCCUCACAGCCAACCGUACCGUUUGCGACUCAGACGUAGAGGAGCUGGGCGCCAGCUGCCCUUCACUGCAGCACCUCGACAUACUGGGUACACGGUUGGUGAGCGGUGCCUCACUGAAGAAACUCCUGAAGUCUUGUCCAAAACUUCUCCUCCUGGACGUCUCCUUUUGCUCGCAAAUAGACAUGCGGGUCGUCCAAGAGCUCUCGGGCCUCUUCCCCAAUGUGGCCAUCAAGAAGAGCUUCACUCAGUGACCCCGGGGCCGUCUCAUUUUCCAGAGGAAGUGAGAGGAGGGAAGUGCUUUCCAGCAGACACUGCCCCAAAGCGAAUAGGAGGCAGGUCAGAUGCUGUAGGAGAUUGCUGACCUUCUUGUGUCUGUAUCACAGACAGGAUCUACUUUUAGUGGUCAGUAAAUAAAGCACUUGUACUGGGUGAGGAGGUUCUUUGGAUUAUACAACUACAGACUCCUAGUCACAGGAUUAGAGAACGUGAGACUUUUUAGGUGUUUUCUGUUUGGACACUUGAAAUCAGGGUCAUUGCAGUAAAGCUGCUGCAUCUUCCCAGAAUAUGAAUCACCCCUUAUGUAUUGCCAAGCAACACAAGGCUAGGAAAUAUGCCUUUGUACUGGAUGCAAAACACAAAACAAAGCGACAUUUGUGAGCAAACCUCCCUUGAACAUCUUGGUAAAAACGAUGAAUAGGGCCAAAAAAAAGGUGUGAAACAAACCCUUAUUGGAAACUGUGGGAGUAACUACAGUAAGAUUUGGAAGCCACAUACUGAUGUUAGCUGGUAACAUAAUUAAAGAUCAGGGUGUUGGUCAGUGCCUUGUCAGAAUGUGCAUAGGUCGUGGGCUGUUUUAAUGCAUGAGGGUCAUUCUGAAGGCAUCUGUCAACAUGAAGCCAGUUUGAUUUAAUUCUAAGUAAAUGUAGUUCAUUGUGGUUGUGCUUGAAGGAGCUUUAAAGGUGAAAAGAAAGGAAUGAAUGCAGCCUUAUUUCAUACAGUGUACCGUAGACCAUGUCAAGCCAAAUCUUGAUGCAAGUGUCACAAGCUAAUUUGUGUUGCUGCUGUAAACCCAGUGCAAAAUCAUACACAAGGAUCCCGUGUUGAAAAGAAACACACCAUCAACUGUCCUUGCACCUUAGAUUCACUGACAACAUGUUUUCAUCAAAAAGCAUAUGUGAGAACUUGUGAAAAAGCAGACUAGAAAAACAUUUAUUUAAAUUUUCACAUGUGCUAUAAAUGCAGAAGAAGGAAAAAAAAAAACACAAAGCGUCAAAUCAACAGCACACAGGCCGACUCAUUUUAAAUAAAAGCACUGAGAAGUAAGACAGUUCAACAGUCCCAAUUUUUACAAUUAUAUAAAUCCAAGAAAGCAGCAAAUCCUCACAUUGGAGUAAAUUUAACCAAUGAUUUUUGGCACUUAGCUAGGAAAAAAUGACUGAAACAAUUAUCCAAAGUUUCCAAUUCAUUUUUGUAAUAUUUUCAAAUUUUCGAUAGCAUAAUAUGGAGAAGUCUCUAAACUGUGCUCCUGUUAAUGUUUACCACAUUUACCAACGUAAACCACAUUUACCCUACAGAUCGAUAUGAUAAUGAUACAGUGAUACAAGAAGAGUUAUAAUGAAUAGCGUGGCAGGGUAGGUGGAUUAGAUCUGUAGAGAAAAACACCAGAUCUAAUUUGCCUGAUCCAGGUGAAUUUCUAUUUUAAAUCUGCCCUCUAAAUUAACCAGAGUGUUUCGUAGUAUACUUUUUUUGUUAUGUAAGAGUCUUCAACACUUUAUAGUAUAGCAAAAAUUCAGGUCAGGUUCAGGUCAGCCGGGCCAGUGUUAAUUGAAAUAAGACCAGUUGAUAGUUGUGUAUUCUGAGGUCAUACAGGUCAUUCUUUUUGUUAGUAAUUGUUUUGACCAUUUAAUUUUAAGGUUUAAAGUUUGAAAGUCACCGUUUUCACAAUGCUUUCAUGAUGUUGCAUGCUUUUCCUGUUGUCAUUCUCGCUGUCACUGCUGUUUGAUGACAGCCACCUACUUACGCUCUUACUUACGAAAAAUGAUUUGAAGGAGUACUGUGGAUUAAGUUGAGGGUAGUAUGUUAAAAUGGCGCAGUGUAAAUACUCUCUGUGACCUCAGUAUUUGUCCUGAAUCUCAGGGGUUUUAAUAUAUCAUCUUAUUUUAAUUUGUUUUACACAUAUUUUGCUCCAGAAACCAGCACAGCAGACCUAUUUACAGACAGUAACACCACACUGAGUCAGCUUUGAGGUGACCUGCCGUUGCUCUUAAACAACAAACACACAUGACACAAAUGAUCAGUCAGCACUGAUGUAACUGAGAGAAAGAAAUUUGAGCUUAUUGGGUGUGGAAUGUUGUGUAUUUGUAUGAUUGUGAAAAAUGUAUUGCUGUUCCUGAUUAUUUUCUGCCAUGGUGGCAGAAGUGCUUGAAAAGCAUUUAUUUUUUUGAAAAAACUUGAAGUUUUCUUUUAAGCACAUGCUACUAGUCAAUAUUUGUGCCUUAUACUCCUGUUUGAAUGUGGUGUGACGUCUAUGUGGUAUAGAUUGUAAUGAUGUGCUUUGCUUUUAUGCCCUUCAACCAAAGUAAUACCAGAAACUUGGGCUUUAAUCCCACGCGUGUAUAUAUAACCAGUUUAAAUGCCAUAAACUGUAAAUCAGAAAUGGUAAUUAAUAUGCAAAAUAAUAUUUAUUUAUACUUCCCUAAAUGUUAUUUAACUCAUUAUUGUCAUAUACAUAAAAAGUACCGUGUUUUGUUUUCUUACCCAGAGUCAAAUGAGAGGAAUGGUAUUCAUUUUAUCCCAUUACAUUCAGUACGUGUCUAGCCUAGCUUAGCGCAAAAACUGGAAAGAUGUGUUUAACCUAGUUUAGCACAAGGAAGAGAAGCAGGGGAAAGUUGUUAGCUAGCUCCGUCAACAGUAGAAAAAAACAUGCCUUGAAGCAAGUCCAAAGCUGCGUCUUGUUUAUUGAACACAUGCUAGAACAAAAUGUAAAAACAAGACAUUGUAGUUUUAGGGGCAGCUACUUGACAAAUACCUGCGACAGUGACUGCAUGUAGCAUUUCAGAAGUCCUGUUCUUGUCCUGGGGUUGCCAGGAAGAAUGUGCACAGAACUAUGCUUUGAACAACACUGUGUUAGUGACUAGCUUGCUGUCGUAACUAUAAAAUACACUGUGUAAUGUUAGUUUCGAAGCUGUUGGAAGCAUACCUGUUUUCACUUCUGACUGUGCAGUGCAAGCUAAUGCUGGUGCUAAUCCUAAACCUAUUUCCUCAGUAUUUCAUAUUAGAGUUAAUAUAUUUGGACUGCCACAUAAAAAGCUAAAUCAAUAUUGUGGAAUUCAGAGUUUUGACUAUAAUGAAGGAAGAUAACAUUUACAGAAAAUAUAACUGAACAGUUAAAUGAAUACUGGACAAUGAGUUGUUGUUCUUUUUUUGUGUGGUAGGUAGUUUGGAGAAUUUAAACUGGCUGUGGUCAUGAUGCUAGUAGUUUCCCUGCCACCAGUCUUUGUGCUAAGCUAGGCUAAAUACCCGCCGGAUCUAUCAUUGUACUGAAUCUCCAGAAUUCAAAUAGAUAUCAACCCUUUGAUCUAAUUGUGGGUUUGAUGGAAAAUGCCAAAAUGCUGGACUUGUUAACAUUUGCAUUGCAUUUAUGUUGAAACUGAAAUAAUUUCAGUUUAUUUUCAGAGUUUCAGAAUUGUGUUUUAUACAGAAUGGGUGUGGUAACAGCAUGACACACCAGCCAUCCCAUUCAGAUGAUGCAAAUAUUACUUCAGCGAGUGGAAAUCGGGUAGUUAAAGCUGAAAGCAAUCUUAUUCUAUCUGGUUGACUGGAAACCAAGAAAUGCAUACAUCACAUUUGCCUGGCCCACCCAAAUCCAGGCAGUCAUGUCGAGCAUAUUUUGGACAAUAUUACUUCUACAAUGAAAUUUACAAUGUAUAGUGUGUACAGCAACUAUCAGCAACAGCGUUUAUUUGUUAAGACAGACUAUUUAAGAAUGAACACCACUCUCCAAUGAAGCAGUUUGGUUCAACACCUUUCAGUAUUUGUGGUGUUUUAGCUCCCUACCUUGAGUGACUGGAAUGGCCCUGCUUUUCUGUAAUGAAUAUGCAUUCUCUCUUCUCCCGCUCUGGAUGUGUGAUCAACCUUUGUGCCAUUGGUAGGACAUGCAGUGAUGCUCCCCGUGCUGCAGUGUAAAAGCCACUGUUGUGUGAAAAGAUUGUGCCUCUGUCCUGAUGAAACUGGGUGCUUCACUUUCACCAGAUUUUAAAUAAACAGAAGGCUGAUGACUGAUA
Molecule: messenger RNA, 6242 nt
Organism: Micropterus dolomieu (smallmouth bass)
Lineage: Eukaryota; Metazoa; Chordata; Actinopteri; Centrarchiformes; Centrarchidae
Gene: fbxl4
Product: F-box and leucine-rich repeat protein 4
Exons: 9
Coding region: 369-2210 (613 amino acids)
Biological process (GO): SCF-dependent proteasomal ubiquitin-dependent protein catabolic process
Cellular component (GO): SCF ubiquitin ligase complex
Molecular function (GO): protein binding
Source: RefSeq, a predicted model, not a curated record